Molecule: messenger RNA, 1869 nt
Organism: Asterias rubens (European starfish)
Lineage: Eukaryota; Metazoa; Echinodermata; Asteroidea; Forcipulatida; Asteriidae
Product: ADP-ribose pyrophosphatase, mitochondrial-like
Exons: 7
Coding region: 179-1054 (291 amino acids)
Molecular function (GO): ADP-ribose diphosphatase activity
Source: RefSeq, a predicted model, not a curated record
AAGACGAAUGCGAGAGGUGGUGUGUGUUGGGCGGGAUGUAUCGACUGUUUUUCUAUCGAAGGACUUGGUUGACGUGUAACUGAAUUCAUCUGCAUCAAGAACAGAGAAAACCACGAUAUUAAGGAGAUUUCUUGCUGGCCUGAUCUUCUCUGGCCAGUUUCUAACUGAGAGUUCCAAGAUGGCAUUGACCACUACAGCCUCGCGCCUUCCACUCCAUGUUAAAGCACGUUGGGAAACGUACCCAAACUCUGAUGUUAAACGUUUCCCAGUACCUGAUGGUAAAGUGCCAUGGUCAAUGAGUUGGCAUGAGUAUGUUCCAGUUGAAUACACUAAUCCUAAAGUUCUUGCUGGACCAGUUUGGGCAGAUCCAGAGAUCAGAGGGCCCAAAGCAGUGAAGAUGAAAUUCAACCGUGUUGAUGGAAAGAUCAAUAGACGGAGUCACAUGAAACCUGAUUAUGAUACACCAAACGGCGUGCCAAGGAAUCCUUGUGGUAGGACAGGAAUCACAGGUAGAGGAGAGCUUGGGAAGUGGGGUCCUAAUCAUGCUGCAGACCCUCUUGUCACAAGAUGGAAACGAGAUGAUAAUGGACAAGAACAAAUUGAUCCUAAAACUAAGAAGAAGAUUUUACAAUUUAUAGCAAUUUGUAGGAAGGACUCUGGAGAAUGGGCUAUACCAGGGGGAAUGGUUGAUGCAGGAGAGACAGUUUCAGUAACUCUAAGGAGAGAGUUUGGUGAAGAAGCUAUGAAUUCGCUGGAUGCUCCUAAGAAAGAUCAGAAGAAAAUAGAGAAAGCUGUCAAGGACUUAUUCAAGCAUGGAAUUGAGGUAUACCGUGGCUACGUCGAUGAUCCACGCAACACAGACAAUUGUUGGAUGGAAACGAUUGCAGUGAACUUCCAUGAUGGUACAGGGAAUAGCGUUGGUAAGUUUGCCCUUCAUGCCGGUGACGACGCUGGAGCAGUACAAUGGACAGACAUCAGCGCGAGUUUAAAACUGUUCGCUAGCCACGAGUCAUUUAUUGAAAAGGUAGCUAUUAGAUUAGAUGCGCACUGGUAAAAAUAGGUCUACCUCUAUGGUUUAUAUAGUGGCCAUAUUGUCUGAUUCCCUUUGUUUUAUAAUGAUAACAGCACUCAUACAUACAACGUGACCAGACUAUUUUUCAAUUCAGUCCCCCCAUAGUGGAAGGCAAUCUAGAUGGCUUCGCCUAUCAGGUUAUUUCAAAAGAAACAGAACUUGGAGAAUGCUUUUUUGUGUAGUCAGUGUAUGCUUUGAGUUCAUUCAUGUGUGUGCUUCCAGUUUAUUUAUUGUAAACUGUAGAUUUCCUAUAAUUGGUUAGUUUUGCCAUACGGGCAUAUCACAUGGUACAUCUAAUGCUACUCUCUGUCCAUAGCUGACAUAGAGGUCUUGCACAGCACACACAAAACAGUUACAGGUCAGCAUUCUCUGUGUUCUAUUUCUAUGAGUAUUUCUCCCUAGUUUGUAAUAGUCAGGCUAAUAUGUGUUAAGCCCCUCCAUUUCUCUCUCUCUCUCAGUCAAUGUGCUCGACUUUGAGGAAAAGUUCCUCAAUUUUAUUUGAAUAGGUUCUUGUAUCAUUGAAAUCUUGCUUUAUGUAAUGAAUUAGAUAUUCCAUAAUGAUAUUAUAAGAUUUAUGUCUAACUACAUGAUGCUGGUAAGCAGGGAAAAGUGCUCAGCAGGGAACCAGUUUCACCGGUUCAACGGUCAGUGUGUCCAUUACAUUUAAGGCUAGAUAUGUCAUCAUGGCAAUCUAGAUACUAGUCAUUAAGGUACUCGUACUGGAGGCAAUCACCUCUAUGCCCCUGGGCAAUGUCUUGGUGCCCCACUGGAGGCAAUCACCUCUAUGCCCCUGGUCA